Molecule: messenger RNA, 2870 nt
Organism: Apis florea (little honeybee)
Lineage: Eukaryota; Metazoa; Arthropoda; Insecta; Hymenoptera; Apidae
Source: RefSeq, a predicted model, not a curated record
CGAUCUAAUAUUAUUUCCUAACGCACAUUUCUUACGAAACUAUUAUUAGUAUUCUUCUGUUAAAGUUGUAACAUUUCCGUCAGGAUGUAAAAAAAAAAGGUAGUCGCAUAACCAGGUUGCUAUAGAAUCGUGUCACGAUCAGGCGCAUCGCUGUUCUUAUUAAUUUGAAUCUUCACGUAGACAAUUUUCACUUAGCCAUAGAUUGUCUAUCCGAACGAUCUCGAAGACGAUAACUUCCCAUCACGUGAAGUACUACCACGAUCAUUCUAAUAUUUGAAUGGACGAAUAAUCCUUUUCGUUCUCUUAUGCACAUAGUCAUGUUAGUUAGGCAUACGAAAGAAAAGCGGUCACGACCAAUAUUUGGCCAUCACCCAGGAUAGGAAACAGCGAAAGUUCAUUGACGACGACGACGAUACUUCUUCCUAGUGUGAUGUGUCACCAGUGGAUGCCCUAUAAAUACUUAUGGGGGUCAUCGAUAGCGAGCAGUUUUUCUUCGGCAUCGUAGUUGUCAGCUUAGACUUAGGGAGUCUUCCAAGGAACAAUUAUGAAGAUUAUUUUGAUUCUUCCAUUACUCCUGGUAGUCAGUACUGCAAUUACUGUCGAAAAACAUGAAAAGAUUAAGGAUAAAUUAUUAAAGAAACAUGAUAAAAGAGGACUUGUAAAUUUAGAAUAUGGUUUACCUGAGCCUGCAUAUCAUCCUCCUGAACCAGCAUCUAUCUUUGAACCUUCUGCUCCCGAUCUAGGUGGACAUUUGGAAUCUGUAAUACCACCAGUUGCUCCUCCACCGGCUGUAUUGCAUCCAGCUCCUGCAGUUCCAGUUCCUGCAGUACCGGUGCCACAGCCCGUUCCACAUCCGGUUCCAGUCGCGGUGCCUCAGCCAGUUCCGCAUCCGGUUCCAGUCGCGGUGCCUCAGCCAGUUCCGCAUCCGGUUCCAGUCGCGGUUCCUGUGACCAAACACGUGCCAAUUCCCGUACCCAUCGAUCGAGCGGUUCCAGUUCCAGUGGAUCGUCCUGUCCCCGUACCAGUCGCGGUUCCGGUCCCGAAACCGUAUCCGGUCCACGUGGAGAAGAUAGUGCACGUCGACAGACCCGUGCCAGUGCCAUUCGAAAAGCCAGUCCACGUGCCGGUGGAUCGACCAGUGGCUGUUCCUGUCCCAGUGCCAAAACCGUAUCCGGUUCCCUUCGAAAAGAUAGUUCACGUGGAUAGGCCUUAUCCGGUCCAUGUAGCGGUACCUUAUCACGUUCCCAAACCUUAUCCAGUACCAGUUGCUAUUCAUGCUCACAAGUCGCAUGGAUGGCUCAAAUAAGAUUUCAUUGGAAUGUUCUUGUUAGAUGUUGAUAGUAGAACUACUAACGGUUGAUAUUAACAAUCUUGUGUAGAAUUUGAUAUUUUAUUUCAUUAAAUUCUUUUAUUCGAUACUUGUUUAUUACUCGACUUGCUUUUGAAUGUUAUAAUUGAAACUUGUUUAUUCAAAUUGUGUUUUUGAGGCAAAGUCGGAUAAUUAAGUUUUAAAGAAAACUUAUAAUAUGCAAAUCUAUAUAGUAUAUAGAAUAUUUGUGAAUAUUUAAAAAUUGGAGUAAUUUUGAAAAAAAAUUACAAACCAAUUAUUUUGACUGCGUUAGUAGUUCUUACAUAGAGAAACACUAUACCAAGAAUAUAAUAGAUUCAAAAGAAUUAAAAGUACUAAUCUAGAGUACUACUUUUGUCAUCAUUUCAAUCACUAUUUCAAUAUUCAGUUGAUUGUUUUUUUUUUGAUUCUUUUGAUACUAGUCCGCUUUAAUAAUACGUAUUUUUACUAGUCGAUUGUUAAUUACAUACUUAGGUAUUUUUAACAAGUAAAAUGAUGUAUUGCAUAGAUAGUGUAAAUAUUGCAUGAAUGGACAUUGCCAAAAUUUUUUUCUAUUAACAAAUUUUUAAUGCAUUUUGAAAUUGUAAAAAGAAAAGUUAAUAAAAUUGUUCUUUAAAAAAUAUUUUAACUGAUAUUAUUGAUAUUUAUUUUACUUUAAUAUUUAUUCAUCGUAAUCCUUUAUUAACAUCAUUUUUUGCUUUAUCAUUACUUUAAAGUGACUAUUAUAAUAUUUAAAAAUAUCACGUAUCAUUUAAUUCAAUUUCCUUAACCAUGUCGUAUAAGUGCAACUAAUAAUGUAAAAGUUUUCGAUUCGAGCGUGUUUUAUAAAGAGAUAUCUAUAGAAUGCUCAUAUUUAAUACAUUCUUCUACACUUUUGCGCUCGAUAGGCGUUACACUUGACACCAAAGAAUAACGUAGUAUUAUAAAAAAAACAAGACUAAAACUUAAAGCCGUCACACAAGAAUUGUGCUUUUGUCAUUUGAAUCUACGAUAGAAAAUAAUUAAAUUAAAAGAAGAAAUUAUGAUAAUCAUCAAACUAUUGAAUAUAAUUUUAGAGGUUUAUGUAUCAAAGAAAAUUUUAAUUUCCGGAAAAAUUGAUUUAUAAGUUUAAAAAAUUUUAUAUAAAAUUUAUCAAAAAUCGAUCAGUUCACAAAUGUAAUUCAUAUUACACGUUUCUUCACUUCUUGAAAAAUGAUUUUGCACGAAUGAUUUGUCGAAUCAGCCAUCUCAAUGUAAUAUUACAAAUUAGAGCUUAACCAACUUUUUAUUAUUUUCUAAAUAAAUCAGAACAAAAAAUAUUUCGAAAAAAAGAUAGUCUAAAAUUUAUACUAGAAAGUUUCGAAAUAAUUCGCACACAGAUAGCGCAAAAAUUCGCGAUACGUGGUGACGCAGGAGUGGACGCGUGACUGGCGUCCUCAUCGAGCUUCAUCGAGGCACGAAACUGUCAGUUCUUUCACGCGAACACUCGAAGAUUGACGAUACAGGAUCUAGUAAGCCUAUUCGUUCUCCUCUCGAUUCACCA